Molecule: messenger RNA, 1227 nt
Organism: Scheffersomyces stipitis CBS 6054
Lineage: Eukaryota; Fungi; Ascomycota; Pichiomycetes; Serinales; Debaryomycetaceae
Gene: CDC50
Product: aminophospholipid translocase regulatory protein
Exons: 1
Coding region: 1-1227 (408 amino acids)
Cellular component (GO): endoplasmic reticulum; Golgi apparatus; plasma membrane
Source: RefSeq, a predicted model, not a curated record
AUGAACUUCUUGCGCCGUAGAAAGACGUCAGAAGAUGACGAUGACAACGAUAUCCUCGGAGAAGCCUCAGCCUCCAACAUUCACAAAUCAAGAAAACCACCUAACACAGCAUUCAGACAGCAAAGACUCAAGGCAUGGCAACCCAUCUUAACUCCCAGUUCAGUGAUCCCAUUCCUCUUUGUUCUUGCGGUCAUUUUUGCCCCACUAGGCAUUGCCAUUCUCCAUACUACCUACAGUGUUCAAUUGUUGACAGUAAACUAUUCCAAAUGCCAUCAAUUGGCCAAUUCUAGUUUUGAGUCUGUGCCCAAUAAAUACACCAGCUACCACUUCAAUCUGAACAAUAAAGACCCUGGCUUUAAGUGGCGAAUAGUGAACAGCACGGAAGAUGAAAAUUCGUCUGAUUUCUACCAAACUUGUGAAAUCCAAUUCGACUUACCUACUGACUUGAAGCCUCCGCUCUUUCUCUACUACAAGCUUACCAACUUCUUUCAAAAUCACCGUAAGUAUGUAGACUCCUACGACUUGGGCCAAUUAGGCGGUAAGGCUGUUUCGUCUGACGAUGUUACUGAUGCCUGCAAGCCGUUGAAACAUCGUGGAUCUGGUGAUUCCCAGAAACUUAUCUACCCCUGUGGCUUGAUAGCCAACUCGUACUUCAACGAUACCAUCUCCAGUCCCGUGUUAUUGAACACCAAGAGCAACAGCAUCAACCAAACAUAUCUCACCAGUGACGUAGGUAUCUCAUGGCCGUCAGAUAGAGACCACAAGUUUAAGAAAACAACAUAUAACCCAGACGACAUUGUGCCUCCUCCAAAUUGGGACAAAAUGUUCCCGAAUGGUUAUAAUGAGUCGAACUUGCCAGAUUUGUCAACCUGGGAACAUUUGCACAACUGGAUGAGAACGGCUGGACUUCCGUCAUUCUACAAGUUGUAUGGAAAGAAUACCACAGACACCAUGUCUUCUGGCCUGUACCAAAUCUCCAUCGACUUGCACUACCCCGUGACGGUCUUUGGCGGCUCCAAGAGCAUUGUCAUCACUACCAACUCCAUCUUUGGAGGUAGAAACAUGAGCUUGGGUGUGAUAUACAUCAUCGUCGCUGUGAUUGCCUUGGUGUUGGCCGUUGCUUUCUUGUUGCAACACUUGAUCAAGCCUAGAAGGAUAGGGGAUCAUAAUUAUUUGCAAGGCAACAAUGCUUUUUCAGGAGGCACCAACCACAGAGAGCAGUUAUAA